UGUCGAAGUGACAAUUUCCAUUAUUUGAAGUUAUUUGAUUGUGUUACUGUCUCAAGUUUCUUUUUAAUAUCUAAUCAGAGAGAUCUAUGUCUAGACUUUGAUCAAAUGCUUCUGAUGUUACCGUCCACUAAAAAUGUAUGAUACAUUAUCCGGAAAAUCACUUCUUUUCCGUUAUAGGUUUUAUAUUAGACCACCAUGUUAGACUGGGCAGGUUCUUCUGUCUAAGUUUAUAACCGAUUGCAACAAUUUUAAAGAUGUUUAAAAAGUCGAAACUUGUGUAAGACAAGAUGAUUAGAUAACAGGAUGAAGGAGUGUGUAAACUGUGGCACUGCUGUAGAAGGGGCAGCUUGGUAUGCUCUAGACCAGCAAGUGGCUACCGUCACAGGGGCACCAGUCAGUGCAACAGUGAGAGAGGGGCUGAAUGAACUCUUCCAGAAUAGAAUAGAUGAUAAGAAUAACACUGAGGCUGGACUGUGUGAAAGAUGCUUUAAUUUGUUGUCUGUUGCUAUCAGUAUGAAGAGAACAUCAGCAGAUGCUUUAGAAAAUUUUAUAUCAACCUCAUCAAACGUCCAUGUCAGAAACCUCAAUGCUCCAUUGUUAUAUGAUCACCUGAAUACAGAAAUUAAUACCAAGUUAGUUUUACAAGAAGGUGUAGACUGGUACUCAGUGAUAGCAGACAUACCUAAGAACAAUGUUAUCUGUUAUGGUUCUACGGUAGCUAUAGAGUACAUUAACUCCAUACAGGAUCAGAUAAACCAGUUCUUUUCUUUUUGUUCAGAUAAAGCAGCUACAAGCACAGAAAGUGAAAUGAAAGAAACCACUUCUCUGAGUUUAGAUAUGUCUGGUUCCAGAUCAAGUAAGAAAAAUAUACAAGGAACCAGCCUAGACAAUGCAUCUGUUACCAGCACUAAAUCCUCUGUUGACAACUCUAUUCAGAAUAGUGAAGGGAACCAGUCUCAAGGCCAACGUGAUGAGGAAACAGAUGAAAAUGUUGAAAAAUGUCAUGAAUCAGAAAAAGAAGAUGAAAUAGAUAGAUGUGACAAUACUGAGAUUAAAACAGGAUUGAAUGAUAGUGCCAGUGAAAAAGAUGCAGACUCAGUACUUCAGAUGAUUGACACUCCAGGCGAUCUAAAUGUAAACCAUGUGACUCUGGACCAAGAUUCCAAAGACAAGCCAGCACAGGACCAAGAUGGAUUUGAUAUGGAUGCGGAGUGUUAUCUAGAAAUACAUGUAGAUGAAAAUGACCAAGAAAAUUUUCUCAAAGAUGUUGAUGGGAAAUCCGAUUUAAGGAAGAAAAUGACGAACAUCCUUCCUGAUCAACUGUCAGAUGUAUCUAGUGAAGAACUUGACUAUGAGGAUUCACCACAGUAUGAAGCAGAACCUGUAUCUACAGAAGAAUCAGAUACAGAUUUAUCACCUUCAUAUGAAAAGAAGUCAGCAAAGGGACAUAAGCAAGCAGAAGAGAAAAGUUCUAAGAGGGGAACUUCUCAAAAGAAAGAAAAUAAUCCUAAAAAAACAAUUGUAUCUGGUUCCCAAGAUAAAAAUUGGAUUAGGAUUGAACCUAGAACAGGUGAUUUACAAUCAACAGAAGACAGUUGGUUAUCAAAUCCUACAGAUUCAGUUGAAAAAUCUUUUGCGCAGGAUUUGGAGUCCGUAGAAACUGAAAAUUCCACCAUACAAUCCAAUGACAGAGAAGGUAGUAUUAUAGGUGACUCAGAACGAGAUGUUACGACAGUAAAUAAUACUGAUCAAUCAAAAAGUGAUGUUACAGCAGAAGGGAAAACUGAUCAAUUGGAAAGUGAUAUUACAGGUGUGAGGAAUAUCGACCAAUCAGAAAGUAAUGUUACAGUAGAGAGGAAUACUGACCAAUUGGAAAUAGAUGUUAUGGCAGAGAGGAAGACUGACCAAUUAGAAAGUGAUGUCACAGGAGAAAGGUAUACUGACCAAUCAAAAAGUGAUGUUACAGGAGAAAGGGAUACUGACCAAUCAGAAAUUGAAGAAAUGGCAGAGAGGAAAACUGACCAACCAGAAAGUGAUGUUAUAGCAGAGAGGAAAACUGACCAAGAUGGAGGUAGAAAAGGAAGCACUGAUCAGGAUGAAAGGACAAAUUCUGAUGACCUCAAUAACACUGUAGAAGAAAAUGUUCAGAAUCAAGUUGAUACUCUACCUUCUAUACCAAAAUAUGGAUUAUGCAGAGGUAAUACUGAAACAGACAUAGUUGAUAUUGAAGUUAGCAGUAAAAAUGAAAUGGCAGAUUCUGUCGACAUUGAGACAUUGCAGCAGCAAAUGGUAGAAUCUAAAAGUGACCCAGGAAUUGAUAUUGAAAAAAUAAGCAGAAGAAAAAAUGUAAAUUCAGAUAGUGAAUUAAUAAUGAGUCCAGAAAAAGAACAGGAAAAUUUGAAAAAAUCUAAAUGUGCUGUUGAAAGUUAUAUGAAAAUAAUAAAUAAGAUGAAAGAAAAACAAAAUGGGGAAAAUUCACAGAAAUCUCUUCCAGAAAAAAGUAGAGAAACACAUAUAUCAGACAAAAUGAAUGUGUUUGAAAGUCCAGUAUUAGAUGAGUAUAUUGCAAAUAAUGCUUUUGAGCUGUCUAAUGUGUUUGGUAGUCCUACAGAAGGAAGAACUAAAUCCGUCAAUAGUUCAGAAAAAUUGGCCAGGAUUGGUAGAAUUAUGGAAAAUGUUCGGGCUAGAAAUUAUUGUAAAUCUAAAGCGGAACGUGAAAGUACGCCAAAAUCUCAAUCUUUUAGGACAAUAUCUGAUGAUUAUCUAAAUAUUACAAGUUCUAAUGAAAAAAGUAAAAAAAAGAAAUCUAAAAACACAGAAAAAAGUAGUAAGAAGAAUGUUGCCAAAACAUCUAAGAAAAAAACCAGUGAUGUCAAUGUGAAAAACACUGAAACAACUAAAAAAGGUGAUGAAGAAAUAGAUAGCAGAAAAAGCAAAAUAAAGAGCCCAACUGGUGUCAAAAAGUGCCUGUUUGCUGAUUUAGGUAAACUACUGGGACCUGAUGAUAUUUAUGCUGCGAGUACCAGUGUAUCAUCUACAGAACGUUCCACAGAUUCAAUGGCCGUUACAAAUGUUGAAACUUCUAAUGGUAAUAAUAUUCCUUCUGAAAAUGCGAAAAAUAUAUCUGCAGCCACAAAUUUAUUACCAGAAGCUGAAGUAAAAUCAGAGGAGGAGAGUGAAUACUUCAAAUCUGUCCAAGAGGACAUUGACAUAUCAAGCUAUAUCAGCAAAACAAAGAAAAAAAAGAAGUCGAAGAAAACACCUAAAGUCCAAAAUCGAAAGUCUUCGUGGAAUAUGAAAGUGAGCAUUAAAAAGAAAGACAAAUCUGCCAAAGAUAAAAGACAAUCUGCAGAUUCGACAAAAACUACUAACGACCUACUUGAUGUAAGUUCAACUGAUUUUGAUUUUGAUGAAGAGAAACCUGUGCUUUCACCUCAGAAUGUUGACAGACAAAACGAAUUACAAGAAUCGCAAAAUAAUGAUCCUCCAUACUUAGAUAUGGAGCAAGAAGUUGAAUUGGACAUGAAUGAGUUGAGCGUUUUGACUACGGAUAUUUUACAGCAUUUACAACCAGUUGUUUAUUUAGAGCGAUUAAGUGAAAAUCUACUGAAUGAAUACUACUCAAGGUCUUCAUCAAAUUCAGUGGAUACUGAAGAUCAAAUAGACGACAAUUCAGGUUCCGAAAGAGGUUCUUCAAUUGGAUGGGAAAGUAGUGAUAAAAAAUAUGAAAGUGACGAUUUGUCUGUAAAUGAUUUAAAGAAAUUAAAGAAAAGUAAGACUUCUACAAAGGAUAAAAUGGUAAACGGUAAACUUUCUUUGAGCAAAACGGCUAAAGAUCCUAAAGUACCCAAAACUGGGUCACAUUAUAGGGCAAAUAUGACAAAAAAAGGAGACAAGGUAGCUAAAACAUGUGACAUUGAGAAAUCUCCGACAAGAAAUGUAAAAGAUAAAGAUGACAAGGUAGCUAAAACAUGCGACAUAGAAAAAUCUCCAUUUAGAAAUGGAAAAGGUAAGGCGUGUAGUAAAAAAACUGAAAAAUCAACAAAAAUUCACAAGUCUUAUGAUGAAAGUAACUUGAAUGAUAUAAAUCCUGCACAAUUAAUCGGAACAAAGAAGUUGUCAGAUGAAUCAAUCCAAUCGAAUAGUGCUACAGUAUCCAAAGAUGGAAAGGAAGUUCCUACACAAAGAUAUGAUUCUAGUAAAUUAGUUAAACAAAAGAAACUUGAAAAAACUACAAGUGGUAAUGAUAUAUUGCAAACUGCACAGAGUGUCACACAAGUUGAGAGCACCAAUUAUUUAUCAAAUGAAAAUCGUUUCAAUAAUGAUGAUGACGCGACUGAUACUGAGUUUCCUGACGAAAAUGAGGAAACUGAAAUAAUAACUAAUAGCAGCAAUAAGACUUUUGCAGAUGCCACUGGAUAUCAAAUGGGUACUAAUGGAGAACCAAUCACAGCUGAAGAUACUACAAGGCAAUUGGGUUCUAUAAUUGUAAUGAAUACAUCUGAUGAUGCAAUCUAUUUAUCUGAUAAAGAUCCAUCUAGUGAAGGAUUGCUGAUGGAUGAAAAAGAAAAAGAAAAAGACAGUGAUCCAUUAAAAUGCAUCUCUGAAACUAUGGAAUCUGACCUCUUUUUACACCAUGGUAAGAAGUCCAGUAAUGUUGACACAUCUGUGGAGGGUAAACAUGGUAAUGCAAAUAAUGAAUCAUUACAGUAUAUUGAAGGAAAUACACAAAGUUUUCCACUGUCAGGUUUAGGAGAGGACAUCAAUACUAAAACAUCCAUUGUAGAAAAGGAUGCACAAAAAUCACUAGAUGAAUAUGAAAAUGACCAGGAUAUAGUAGGCUAUUCAGAAAGUGGUGUAGGGGAAUGCAGUAACACAACUGUCAACAAUGACAACAUUAACUUGAAAGACAUUGACAGUCAGCCUACAACAUCAUCUACAGGACAUGUUAAUGUACAACAGCCUCAAAGCGAAAAAGAAUUCAUAGAAAAUUCAGAUAAAGUUACAGAGUUGACAGGUAUCCAAAAUGAAACAAAUUUUCAAAUUGAAGUUUGUGAGGAACAUGAAAAUGGCGAAAUAGAAAUAUUAAAGGAAAAUAGCAGUGGAAAAGCAUUAGUAGAAAAUAGCACAGUUGCUUUUAAAAAGUUGACAUCCUUAGGACAUUUAGAUGAACAAGUAGUAUCAGCUACUGAGGUAGAGGCAAAUGAACUCAACCCUGUCAUCAAUGAGAUUGAGCCUAAUGAGAACAGAACCUCAUUUACUGAAAAUGAAAGUAGUGUUCAGAUUGAAGACAGUCGGGAAAAUGAAGUGAAUAUUGAAAUGGAAAGCACAGGACAGAAUGUAACUAUAAAUGAAUCUGAGACUAGCUUAGCAGUAACGGACAAACUUAGAAACUGUGAAUGCUCAGAUGUCAAUACCGAAAGUGAUAUAAACACAGAAGAACUUGAUCAUACACAAAAUGAAUCUAGUGACAAUAUUUCAUUUGCUGAAGAUGGAACAAUUGUCAAAAUAUACACUAAAAGACCGGAAAUUGCUGAUAAUGAUUUAAGUGAUGAUACAGAUGUUUCAGAAAAAUGUAAAAACAAUGAAAAUUCAGAUUCCAAUACUGUAAUAUCAAUGACUGAAAAUGUACAAACCACAGAGCCAAAUUUGGAAAGAUUUAGUGAAGAUAUUAACAGUACAAAUAAUGAUCCACCAUUUACUAAAAAAUCAUGCACUGAUAAAACGUCAGAUUUUAGCAGUGGGAUAUCAGAAAAUUUAAACCGUAUAGAAAUCCCCAAUAACACAGCAGUUGAAAGCAUAAAGACAACUGAUACUUCAAGUGUAAUAGUUGAAAUGGAUUCAAAAGAUACUGACAUAUUUACAUGUGCAGUAUGUGGAAAAAAAUUUGGAGAUGAAUUUGCAUAUCAUUUUCAUAGUAUGAAUAAACAUCAGAUAUCUUCUGAAAAGGAAAUUACCAGUAAUAAAGGAACUAGGAAUAAGUCAGUCACCAUGGAUACAAAUAUGGCUACCAUUGAUACAGGCAAAGCGAAUCAUGGAAAGAAAGGAUAUGCAAAAAAACAUGCCCAUUCAAAAAAGACUGAAACAAAUAUAACAUUAGAAGAAAUGAAAAUUUUUAAAAAGGACAAACUUUCUAAUUUACAAAUUACUGCAAAUGGACACGAUAAAAGAAGGGAGAAGAGAAAAAAUAAUAAUCAAAGGGAGAUAAAAAGUAAUGUGAACUGGAGGAGAAAAAUAUUUGAACGAACUGGAACAUGUGGAAGAAGAAAGCAAAUUGAAGACUUAGAAACAAACGAGAACUCUGAAAGUGAUGAAAAUGGAAAUUUGGAAAAAAGGGAAUUUGCCAUGCCAAAAAAAUAUAGAAUUUUAAAAAGUAGCCAAUGGCUUGAUCAGCAUAUGAACACUGAUGGUAAAAUUUCUUCAAGUGGAGAAUCUGAUAUAAUAGAAACAUUAAGUAAAAUAAAUCCAGUACAUAAAAGCUUUCAAAAAGGAAAUUUUAAUCAAACUGAUCUAAUCAUAGGAUAUGGAGUUAUUGAUAAAGUUAGAGAAGUACAACGAGAAAUAGUUGAAAGAUCAGCUCGGUCAGGACGAAUGAACAGAAAUUCUCUCCAUGAGUCUCCAAUUGGAGAAACAACUGACAAAACAAAUGAAAGCAUCAAUAGUGAGGCACAAGAAGUACCUGUUAAUGUCCCUCGCAAACGUGGCCGACCUAGGAAAAAGAGAAAGAAGCGCAAAGUACAUUCAACAAAGUCACCAACUAAGGAUGAUUCAACAUUAAGCUCAGAUAGUUUAAAAAUUCACCUUACAAAAGACAGUAGGAAAGGGUAUUGCUCUAAGAAACAAUGGAAGAGUUCAUUACACACAUUAUCAGAUAGCAGUGAUUUACCCGAGGAAAUGGUAUCUCCUAAUGAAGAUGUUUGGUUUGGAAAUAGUCCAGCUGCCUACCCUUCAGUGACAAGCCCACAAACAAACAGUGAAAUAGGCCAGGAAUCAGAAUGUAGCAAGGCCUCUUCUAAAAGAAAGACAGAACAUUUGGAGAAGAAAACAAGUUUUAACGGCAUUGAAUAUCAAGCAAAGUCUGUGAGGAAAUCCAUGAUCGGGAAAGUGAUGAGGAAAGGAAAUCUUAAAAAUGAUCCAUGUGUCAGCUCAUCUGAAGAAUCUUGUGAAGACAUUGGAAGUUUUUGGAAAACAAACCCUGGAAGUGGUCCAUGUCAUACUAUUAGCAAAGCCCCUCAGUCUUCUGAUACAGGCAGUGAAUCUUCUGUAUCUAAUAAAAAAUGUCCUACAAAAGCAGGCAGAAGGACAAACUUAAGUCAUCUGCAUGAAAAUAUUCAAAAGUCUUCCAACCAUGGAAAAACCUUUACAAGUAGUGAUAGCGAUCUGAAUCAGAUAAAUGAAGUUGGUAAAACUGGCACAGAAUCAGCAGAAAUGAGCAAAGUUUCAACUCAGGCAGAAAAUAUCAGUAAAUCAAAUGAACAAGAGAGUACAAUGGCAAAAAAGAUAGCAAGUGAAACAAUCGAUUCAAAACAUGAAAAAUUUGUUGAUUUUGAUCAGAAAUCAGGUAAAAAUGAAGUCUUGAAGAAACCUAAAACAGGAAAAGGUAAACAGAAAAAGUCAGGAGCUAUUUCAAAACAAAGGAAAGAUCAUGGUAACAUAUUUGAAAAUUUUGAUUCUAUAGCAACUGCCAAAAGCCCGGAAAGUGUUAAAGAUCACGAUAAAUCUAAUUUAAACGAUGAAUAUGUGAAAACAGUAGAGGAAAGUAUGGUCUUACAUGAUGACAACAUCAAAGCAAUCACAGGCAAAGGUCUAGAAUUCAAAAAGUCACCUAAUAAUGAAAGCAAUACUAAUGAUGACCUUGUCUUAAGUGGAAACCUGACUCUGAUAGAUAAAAGCAAUACUAAUAAUGUAAAUGUUUCCAGUGGAUACCAGACUCUGGUAGGUAGCAAUAUCCAAUAUAAACGCGGUCCAGUAAGCAGUAUUGAGACUGAGGAAAUAAUAGAAUCUUUAACAGAAAUUCAAAUGCCAUUAGAAAUAGAAUCUGACAUUGAACCUUAUAGUUUUCCGAUAAGCAUUGAUUGUGGUGUUUCCUUAGCAACACCUCAAACGACUACAGUCAAUUAUGUACAGCCUAUAAGUAUUGUUGAUAAUGUAGCCACAAAAGAUUUGCCAUACCCGAAUGUUUGUGCCACCUCACAUAAGACUAUGCAUGAAGAUUCUUGUAAACUUGUUAAUAGCUUGUCACAGUAUGCUGUCACUAGCAGGGAAAAUAAAACACAUAGGAGUCAUACCAUUGCUGAUGAUGUAGUUGUUGUUGAAUCAGAAAAUAAAGUAAGAACUCCCCAUGAUCAGUCUAAUAUUGAAUCAGAAAAUGAUGUCACAUCUCCCCAUGAUCAGUCUAAUGUGGGGUCAGGCAAUUAUGGACAUAAAGGAAAUUUAUCACCUAAUGGCACUUACAUACGGAAAGAUAAACACAUGGAAAACAAACGUACUGAUUUUGCCUUUAAGAGACCAGCACCUGUUUCAGGUAAAAAAAGUAAUCCCUGUUCUGAUGAAAAUGACAGUGAUGAAGGAAAAAUUAUUUGUUCAGUUCCGCCAAUUGAAAAACAGCCAUCUUGUAGUAUUUUAGAAACUGUAUUUGGGUCUCAUGCAGUGUCUCCUCCUAAAAGGCGAAAUGUAGUAUUUGUCAAUUUAACAAGUAAAAAAGCUAGGGAACUAGAAAGGAAAAGAAAGGAGGAGGAAAAAUUACCACAAAACCAACCGAAAAAACAAAAUGUGCCUUUCUUUUUUCCUUCUAAGAAAAGAAAGAUGACACCACAAAUUAACAGGACUCAAAAUGAAAAUAUUUGUCGGCAAGUUGGUGGUCCAACUCCAUCUAAGACAAUAAAGCUUGAAAGGUUUGAUAUCAUGAAAAACACAGAAUCUAGUGGCGGGAUAUCUAGUAGGGAAACCACUCAUUCAAUUGGAGCUAAACAUUUUAGAAGUAGCAGUCAAGAAAAAAGUGAUGCCAAAGGUUCAAACAAUGAAGGUGUUUUUAGCGAGGUUUCAAAUAAAGAGCAUGUUAACGAUUGUGGAGCUCAAAAUAUUGGAAACAAAAGUCAACAGCAAAAAACCAGAGGUAAACAUGAUGCAAAUGUUAGUCUACCUACAAAUCAGCGAAAGAUGGGUUUUAGUAGAGGCAAAAUGAUAGGCAUCGAUGGGAAGCCAUUAAAUAGAGAAAAUAUAGUAAUUCACAGAGAACAGUUACCUCAAGAAAAUUUCAACAACUUUGGGGUAAAAAACAUAGGUAAUGAUAAUCAACCAGUAAAUCAUAGCUAUGGAGGAAAAAAUAUCCAUUCAUCUAGUCAGUAUAAUAAAGGAAAAAGUAUUAGCCAAUCAUCUGAUAGAGAUAACAGUAACCUUUUUGGAACAUGUAAAGAUAUAGAAAACCUGUUACCAACGAUUGGAAAUUUGCACAGUAAUGACAUUAGUGUAAUGAGCAGUGUGAAACCUGAACAGGGAUCCAGCUCCAAUAAUUUGUUUGAUUUUACUAAUAUCUUCGAUGUCAAUAUAAUUACACAAGAUAAUUUUUAUCAAGAAUCUACUGGUUUGGUCAUUGAUAACAAGUCAAAAGCAUUGACUGGAAUAGAUCUGGCUUCCGUUACAGCAACAUCUGAAAAUAUACCACAAAAUAUGACAGGUGUGAACAAUGUACCAUCCAUGCACAGUAUACAAACACAAGGAAAUAUUGUCUAUAAAGAUAUGUCAAAAUUAUAUUCUGCUGCAAAUAUACAUACAUCUAUUUCUGUCACACAAAUAGGUGGAAUUAUGCAUGAAAGGGAUGACCCAUCAAAAGUAUGUUCGGUUCAAAAUGAAACAGAUGUAAUGCCAAAUUUGGUCAACCAAACCCAUAUACCAGGAAGUCAUAAUGUUUCAACAAAAUUAUAUGAAGUGAAAAGUUUUGCUUCUAAAAAUGGUGAUGAUCAUGUGAUUGACUUUUUAAACUUGGACAAUUCUCAUGCUGAUAGAUUGUUAGAGGAGAUUGAGACCAAUACUCAGCCGUCACACGAAACUGAUCAUGAAAAAAUACAGAGAAGGGGAAAGUUAGGGUCUCUUUACAUGUCCAAUAAUGCAACAUCUAGUGGGCCAUCUCAAGGAACACUUGCUUCCAAUUUAGAUUUGUCUCAAAAAGCUUAUAUUUCGACCAAGGCAAUUGGAAAUCAGAUGAAUAUGAAUAAUUCUGGAAAAGGUAUAAAGAAUGCUGAGAGCCAAUCUGAUAUAACAUCCAAGCCAACCAAUAUACUGGAUAAUUUAAUUCUGAAUGAGAACAAAAAGUUAGUUGUCUCCCUUCAAAAACUUACACAUAGUGACAUUCAAAAGCAAACUCGUGUGACUGGUUUGGAAACGAUGGAAACAGAAACAGAUUCUUAUAUUGAAGAAUUUGAGGAGGAUGAUGAUUUGCCAAGCUUGAAACCAUGGCAUUGUGCUCUUUGUAAUGAACAAUACCGUCUUAAAAAAGAACUUAUUCGCCACAUUUCUAUAGUCCAUGAAAUUUCACAGUUUGAUUCUCGACUAAGAAACUAUAUUUGCAACAUGGAGGGUAAACCAAUGUCUAAUAAUUCUCAUAUACUUUCAGAUGAUAUACUAAAAACAGGACAAAAUACAGCUAUGUCUGUAACAUAUGCUGAUGUGAGCAAUAAAAAAGGUCAUGGUCAAACUGUGCCCUAUAGUCAAAUUGCUCUCGGUCACAGAGACAAGAUUAUUACAAUUGUGGAUCAAGAAGAGGAUUCAGUAAACAAAAGUGUUGGAACAAUAGAAAAGAAGCAAUCAAAAAUUGUCACCAAUGUCAGUAUUGAUCCUCGCUGGAAGUGUCUAAUAUGUCCGAUGAGAUUUCUAACAAAAAUCGAUGUAAUUCAACAUGUUAGAAUGAAACAUAAACAGACCACUAGUGAAAGCACUCCUUACGAAUUUGAGCCUGCAAGCCGUCAAACUGAUCAAAGUAAUCAGUCUGCCACAGGAACUUCAGAGAAAUCUAGUCUAGGAAAUAAUUCAUCUUUUACAGCUCCAAGGAAAGUUAUUAGGAGAAAGAAGGAGGAAAAGAAGAAAGCAAAAGUUAAAGAAACAUCGGAAAUAUUAAUCAUAUCUUCUAAGACAAAUUCUAUUCCUUAUGAUAUAUUUCGAGCACCUAUGGACGAACCUGAAGAAUUGAGACAGAUAUUAUCAGUAAAAUGGUACUGUAAAUUAUGUCCAAACUGGUAUAGAUUAAGGAAAUGCUGUUUACAACAUGUACAGAAAGAACAUGAUAUCAGAGGUAACUGGGCCAGGUUCUACUUCCAUAACUCACAACAAGUAACACGUAUUCCGAGCAUGGAAAUUUGUACAGGUCCUCAUGUUGAUGUCAAGGCAUAUCAAUUCUGUAUUGUUUGUGGGCGAUCUUAUGUAGAUGUGAACGAAACAACAAGACAUGUACGUCGCAAUCAUGGCUACAUUGCGGAAGUUCAUCGUACAAUGUGUGUUCAGGAUAAAAUGGACACAAUAAAGAUAAUAGUUGCAUGUGACAUUUUUAUGGAUUUACAUAUGUAUGUUGUUGGCAGUAAAUCGGCCUUACUGGUCCAGAAGGACUUUUUUGAUGAACUUUUUCAAAAUUGCAUGAGUAAUAAUAUAAGAGAUUUCAAGGAUUCAGAUGUGGCUGUAGCAAGGCAAUUAAAAAGAAUUCUUUUUGAAAAUGGAAUGAUUAAUUUGGAACCUUCGGAACAAGAGAUGUUGGGAGAUGUUGCUCAUAAUUAUGACGUCUACAAAAUAUCAUUUCAAGAAGAUUUUCAGUGGGAUAGAGGAAGUCAGAAACAUGGAUCCACGGGCGGAAAAAUGUCGCAAGACGAUAGCGAUUCUAGUGAAGACAAAGAUCCUAACACAUCUAGUGACAGUAGAAGAAAUGUGUCCGAAGAGACCAGGACGUCUGAUAAUUCUGGCAGAUCAGACAUUGUAUCAUUGCAUCGUUGUCACAAGUGUAACCUUUCCUUCGAAGACAGGAUGGCACUGGACAAGCAUAAUCUAACCCACAAGAUUCAGGUCAGAUUUAGUUGCAGACUUUGUAGUAAAAAUUUUCCAAAGUUAUUUUUCCUUCUCCAGCACUUAGAAGUAAAACAUAAUCAGACACAAGCAACUUAUUUCCAGUUUGUUCUCGAACAUGAACAAGUAAUUGAGGAAGAGGCUGAGACUGAGGAACAGAUCAUGGACCAAGCAGGUAAUGAAUCUGACUCAUCAAAUUCUGCCAUUAUCAAUAUACAAUCUGGUGAAGAUAAUGAGGAUCAGGAACUUGAUUCUGAUGAUGUUGAAACAACAGAAACAAGAACAUGUUUUGUUUGCGGAAAAAAUUUUGAAACAAGACUUUCUUUAUUCACUCAUUUGAAAGAUAAGCACAAAAUUUAUAAAAGGAAGUGUUUAAAUUGCAAUAAGAAUUUUUCUUGUAAGACUGACCUUCAGAAGCAUUUUGCAGAUAUUCACGAUAUUGAUUUUGUUGUUGAUUUGUCGGAGCAAAUCUUUCGUUGUUUUGUAUGUGAUGUGAUUAUGGAAAGUCGUUCUGAACUAAAAGAGCAUUUGCCAACACAUGAGAAAGAGGGUUAUAAUUGUAAUCUGUGUGAAAUGACGUAUACUGCGCCUUCUAGUUUGAGAUUUCAUAAAAGGACAGUGCAUUGGAAAUUAGAGGGCACAAGGUCAUGUAAAAUCUGUGAUGAUAAAAUGUUCACCAAUAUGAAGGCUUAUGAAUCUCACAUGUUGAAUCAUUUUUAUGAUUUUCUUGGUCCAAUGAAAUGUGCAAAAUGCAAUAUUACAUGUAAGAAUAAAAAAGCAUAUAAACAACAUAUAGCAAGCCAUGGACUGUCACUAGUAUGUGAACAUUGUGGAAAAGUUUGUUUGGACCAGCAUGCAUUACGUCAUCAUGUUGUUACUCACAAUUUAAGUAAAAAAUGUGAAAUUUGUGGAAAAAUGCUAAAUAAAUAUAGUUUGAAAAAUCACAUGACAAAAGUACAUGGUGAAAAAGAAAAGGCAGCAUGUCCACAUUGUGGUCGACUCGUUAACCAGAGUUACAUGAACGCUCAUAUCGAGGAAAUGCAUAAUAAAGUUAAAACUUUCGAUGAGAGGAAGAAAAAAGUUUGUGAUGUUUGUGGAAAAGUCUUUAAAAGACCAGGACUACUGAAAACACAUAUGGUCGUGCAUACAGGAGAGCGACCUUAUGUAUGUGAAGUGUGUGAUCGAAGUUUUGGUUAUAAAACAGCAUUAAAUACUCAUUAUGCCACACAUAAAGGAUUUAAGCCACACAAAUGUAAAUUUUGCACAUCAUCAUUCUGGCUAAUAAGUCAAUGUAAGGCACAUAUGAAAUCAGACCAUGGAUAUAUUGACCCAGAUUUGAAACAUGCAUGUCACUGUUGUGAUAAACGAUUUAAACACUUGGCUGGUCUCCGUUUACACAUGGAUGAAACUCACCCUGAAAUGGUUCCGGGUCCAAAGUUUUAUCCUUGCCAUAAGUGUAAAAAAGAGUUCAAAUACAGGAAAAGUUUGAGGGAGCAUGUAGCGGUGUGUUCUCCAGGAACAGAGUUGGGAAAUUUAUAUAGGAAGAGAAAUGAUACUAGUAAUUCGUCAGGUUUUGUUGAUUCACACGAACCACAUGUUGUUGAAAUGGAUGUAUUUGAAACAUUUCAAGAUGUAGGUCAUAAUGAAUUACAAAUUCAUGAGCAGAUAAUUUCGGAUCAACCACACCUUGCAAGUGGGAUGAUACAAAAGCAGUUGACCACUGUAGACGGGCAGCAAAUUAUUAUUCAGGAACAAUCUGGUGAUGUAUCCUAUCAAACAAUAUAUAUACAGUCAGAAGAUCCAGCCAGUCAUGGACAGGUCUAUGUUCAGGAUGUAUCAAGUCAGGACCAAAUCAUUCUACAGGAAGGAAAUAAUGAAGGGGAGAUAAUUGUGGCUUUACCUGACAAUUGUGGUGAAUAUAAUGUUGAUUUUCUGACUUCUAGUAAUGCUAUUGUUGAAGAAGGAGAUAUUGGAUAUGCUGAGAUAAUUGUACAAGAUCAAUGAAAACUGUUAUUAUUUUGUUUAAUUGAAUCAUACGGUAGUAACUUAGAAGGGCCUUAAAUUCAGUAUUAAUCAUGUGUAAAUUUAUUAAUCCCAAUCUUUGACAAAUUGUGACAAUUAAAGGCACUGAACUUUCAUGUUCUGUGCAGGAUGGGUUUUUCCUCAAGACGAACAAUUUCUUUUUGACUUAAAUCAAACCGAAACUAUUUUUUUCAAAAACAUACAGGAACAAGAACUUUUUUAAGAAAAUAAAUUAUUUUUGUCACUUCUCUUCUGAAACAAAUUAACUUUUUUUUUAAAGAAAUUUAGAAUCAAACAAUUUAUUAAAAAAAAACCAUGACCGCCUACAAAAGAUGAAUGGUGGGUACCUAAGGCAACGUUUGUUAAUGGAAUUCCUAUAAAAGUUGAAUAAAAUAUUAUUUCACUUUCUAAAUUUUAAAUGAAAGUUACAAAGUUCAUUCUACCACAAAAUCAUUGCAUUAAAUACUGAAAUUAAAGUAUCAUGAUCAUGUUGCUGUUGUGACAUAAAUUAAUAGACAGUAUUGUAAAGGCCAUUAUAGAAUUAAUUUGAUUUUAAGGAUGUUCACUACUCUUGUUUUUGAUUUUUUGUCUUAUUUGCUGAAUCCUCUAGUUUUAUCCAUGUAGUGCCAAUAAAAAAUUUGCCCGCAAACCCUACUUUUAUUCAUAUUUUAAUUAUAUAUAGUUUAAAAAGCAAAUUUUGAAAAUCUUAUUAAAAUUCUUGUUAUUUUUUAUACUAUCAACAGUCUUUUAAAAAUCUUGUUAUUUUGUAAAAGAGGAGCAAACAUCCUUAAGCUAUCCUUGUAUACAAGGGAGAUAAUAAGUCAAAGGGAGGUAAAUCAACAAUACUUUGAAAGAAAUUAAGAUAAGAAUAUUGUUCAUUGUUAAGAUUGCCAAUCAGUAUCAUAUGUAUACUUUUUAUGGUUGUUGUUAAUUGGUCUGUCAUAAACUGUUGUAAACUAAAAUGGGUAUAUUUCAAGUCAUUUGCUUUUAACUUUACAUCACUAAUAGUCUAUUUGCCAAUUCUGUACUUGACCUUUUAAAUAGAAAUCCAUUUGUACGAGUUGUUUCCCUUAGCUGUUAGAAGGGACAUUAAUUUUCACUGACAAUGCAGAGGUGGCGACACAGCAAAUUUAUCUGUAUGUAAUGUGUCUUUUAUGUUUAAGUUUUUUCAAAUCUUUUAAUUGCAUUUAAUCUUUUGUUAAACUAAAAAUAUUUGAUUCAAUAGAUAUUUUUCAUUAUAAAUUGAUUAAAACACCAUUACAUUAAUUUUAACUUAUCAUGCUUUUCAUGGACAGCAGUCUAUUUUGUUUGGUUUAGAACCAAUCUUCAGUUGACAAAGGGAAACAACUUGUUGAAAGUGUGUAUUAAAAGAAUCAAGAGUUUUUUUGCUCUGUGUUGAAGGCCUCACUGUGACUUUGAGAUGAAGAACAGCAAUAAAAGCGCAUUCCUUUGCUUUUUGUGUGUUUUUUUUUGCUGUGCAUGUACUGAUUUUGUGUCAUGGAUUGAUACCCGUAUCCUUUGUUAUACGACCGCAAAAAAAUUUUGUGGUCGUAUAUUGGUAUGACGUUGGCGUCGUCGUCGUCCGGCGUCGUCGUCCGAAGACACAUUGGUUUUCGCACUCUAACUUUAGUUUAAGUGAAUGGAUCUUUUUGAAAUUUGACCAUAAGGUUAAAUACCACAAAAGGAAGGUUGGGAUUGAUUUUGGGGGUUAUGGUACCAACAGUUAAGGAAUUAGGGGCCAAAAAUAAGCAUUUUCUAGUUUCCAGUCAAUAACUGUGGAACGGUGUAUGGAUCUCUCUGAAAUUAUACUACAAGUUUCCAUACCACAAAGGGAUGGUUAGGAUUUGCUUUGGGGGUUAUGGCUCAAACCGUCUAGGAAUUAGGUGCAAAAAAGGGGGAAAAACAAGGUUGUCCUGGUUAAUGGACAAAUACUUUAGUACAAAACAUAAUUUAAAGCAGUGUAAGGGAGAUAAA
Molecule: messenger RNA, 16041 nt
Organism: Mytilus californianus (California mussel)
Lineage: Eukaryota; Metazoa; Mollusca; Bivalvia; Mytilida; Mytilidae
Exons: 7
Coding region: 304-14049 (4581 amino acids)
Source: RefSeq, a predicted model, not a curated record